GACGACCACGGCGACCCGGGGUUCUCUUACAUUGCACGUCCAGUUCUCAUGUCGAAAGAGUGAAUGCCGAACCCAACUCCGAAUUCCUCUUCAUUUCUGACUACAAGGUAUGUAAGGAAGGAUUAUAUAGUACUAGCGGCGCAGUAGCUGUGGCCGCAGUUAAUCAGAUCCCCUCCCAUGUGCCAUUGGAGAGGGCGGGAUCCCAUUUAUAAAAGGGACCGUGCCAAGUUCCCGCAGUCUCUACCCGAAUCUUCCUCUUUCCAUUACCAUGAGCGACUCGAAGGGUGCAAUCAGACUGCCUGUCUACACUGACGAGGCUGUCCCAGAGCGUCCUCACCACACUUCCAAGUGGAUCAAAUUGGGCAAAAUCUGUCUUAUCUCCCUGGUUGCUUGGAUGUUCUUUUCCAGUGCCGCCACGAGCGUGUUCUCGGGUGUUUCGAACUUGCUCAGUGGCGAGUACCACUAUCCCAUUCCAUCCGAUAUCACCACGUCCGACUGCGUAUCGUCCUGGGACGUCACCACGCCCCACCCGUCGCAACCUUGGGGAUACCACUACGCUGCGUCUGCCGAGCCGUUCAGCUUCGGCGUUCCCGAAGAGGCUCUCUUGCUCCUCUCCAAGGGGUCCCUCCAGGGCGGAUCGCUGCACAUCUCGGUGGGCGAUGACGAAGACGUCCAGGUCCAAGUCACAGUCCUGUAUUCCAACGAGGAAGCUCGGGACCUGGCGCGUGUGUGCAUGAUCGAGCGAGCCGACGGUGAGAAGGGCGUCGGAAUCUUCACGCCGACGCAAUCUGUAUUCCCGCCUCGUCAAUCUAACCGUCUGCGAUUCGAAGUGGAGCUUGUCUUGCCUCAAUCUGCAUACAUCAAGUUACUCUCGACCGAUGUCAGCAACUUCAAACAAAACGUGGACGCUCUGAAGGACGUGGUCGAUUUUGGCAAAAUCAUGCUCCGGGGUUCCAACGGAGAGAUUCGCACGGAAGCUGUCGCGGCGGACACUGAUGUUUCCUUCACUACGUCCAACGGGAAGAUCAGCAGCGAAGACCUUCAGCACAUGACUGCCCCAGUCAUCGACCUUCACUCGUCCAACGGCGCUGUUUCGGGCCGAUUCUCGGCCUCCCAGUCAUUCGGAGUUGUGACCAGCAAUGGUCGAGUCGAUCUUUCUCUGACACUCAAUGCGACUGGCAGCGAAGAGCCCAAGGUCUCAAUCAAGACCAGUAACAGUGCACUCAACGCCGAGCUGACGUUGCUUUCGCAAUCCGGCUCUGGCGGCGUUUUCCCCAUCCGGACGGAAACAUCCAAUGGUCGGCUUGACACCAAGGUCGUCGAGGCCCCAAUCGACUCGGUCAUCACACUGGAUGCCCGGACCUCCAAUUCCGCGGGCUCAAUCGAACUCCCGGCCACCUACGAAGGCCUGUUCUCGAUCUCCACUUCCAACGCCAAAACGUCGAUGCACCGUGUGUCCGGGAACGACGAGGACCCCAAGUGUGCUGUCGCGAGUGACUGCGAGCCGAGGAAGAGACACGUCCAGACAAAGAUGCAAAACAAGGGCCACGUCGCGGGGACCGUGUUUUGGGAGCAGGGGAACGAGGAUCGCGGCAAGGCCACUCUGCGGACCUCCAACGGCCCGGCAGAUAUCUACCUGUGAACGAGCUGGUUGUUUGUACAAAUGUUGUUUUUUGCGUAUUGUAUGUACAGAUCGGCAACGCUACACUCCCUUUGCCUCCUGUUGCGCGACCUUCUCGAUGGCUCGAGAUACCAAAUCGGCGCCGUCGCCCGUCCAGAAUUGUUUCUCAUGUGAACCCAGUCGGCCGAGCACGUGGUCUGCCAGAUCCCCCGUCGAGCGCCCCACACCGAGGCGUAUGCGGUGGAAGUCGCGUGUCCCGAGCGCGGCAAUCGUGCUUUUGAGCCCGUUGUGGCCGUUGUGGCUCCCCCCGAGGCGGUACUUCAUGAUGCACGGCGCGUGCUCGGCGGAAUCGGAUAUGACGAUGAGCGCGCUGGGCGGGAGACCGCGUUUCCGCAGCGCUGCCGCGAUCGACGGCCCGGA
Molecule: messenger RNA, 2041 nt
Organism: Mycena citricolor
Lineage: Eukaryota; Fungi; Basidiomycota; Agaricomycetes; Agaricales; Mycenaceae
Source: the annotation of a GenBank genome assembly